AUGCAUCUUACCACCUCUAUAAGUACCACCACUUCUGGAUGUGACACGCCACAAGAUGUAACGCCAUCUCUAGAUGUGACACCACCUCUAGAUGUGACAACUCUUCAAGAAGUGACACCGCCUCAAGAUGUGACACCGUCUCAAGAUGUGAUACCACCUUUAGAUGUGACACCGCCUCAAGAGGUGACACCGCCUCAAGAUGUGACACCACCUCUAGAUGCCACAUCACCUCUAAAUGUGACACCGCCUCAAGAGGUGACACCGCCUCAAGAUGUGACACCACCUCUAGAUGUGAUACCGCCUUUAGAUGCCACACCACCUCUAGAGGUGACACCUCCUCAAGAAGUGACAACGCCUCAAGAUGUGCUACCGCCUCAAGAUAUGAUACCACCUUUAGAUGUGAUACCACCUUUAGAUGCCACAUCACCUCUAGAUUUGACACCGUCUCAAGAGGUGACACCGCCUCAAGAUGUGACACCACCUCUAGAUGUGACACUUCCUUAG
Molecule: messenger RNA, 504 nt
Organism: Biomphalaria glabrata
Lineage: Eukaryota; Metazoa; Mollusca; Gastropoda; Planorbidae
Product: fibrous sheath CABYR-binding protein-like
Exons: 2
Coding region: 1-504 (167 amino acids)
Source: RefSeq, a predicted model, not a curated record